AUGUGGCCGCUCCGGGACGCCUCCUGUCAGCCCGCCUCUUCCACUGAGUGUGUUUGGGCGCGGACAGCUGUGGACAGAUGGAUUCCAGAUGUGGAGGCAUUUGUCUUCAGUCGCAGAUGCCUCCAGGCCUACAGUAUUCCAGCCUCUUCCAACCUCUUCCAGCUGAUGGAGCCGAUAACUAAUUGCUCAAUCAAAGAAUCUAAUCUGACCAAUCUCACUCUCAGUCCUCUCCUUCCGCCGCCCCCGUCUCCACCACAAUCUGUCCAACAGCUGCCCCAAAACCGAAAAAAAGAAUCCUUGUAA
Molecule: messenger RNA, 303 nt
Organism: Knipowitschia caucasica
Lineage: Eukaryota; Metazoa; Chordata; Actinopteri; Gobiiformes; Gobiidae
Source: the annotation of a GenBank genome assembly